AUGGCCGCGCCGCCCACCGCCCAGGCGAAGUCGGUGCCGCAGUCGCCCGUGUCGCCGGGCGCGCAGGCGCGGGACAAGGAGCGCGUGACGCUGUUGCUGGAGAUCAACACCGAGCUGUUGCAGGAGAUUUGCCGGUUGCAGGAGCAGGGGAAGAGCGGGCAUAUUGGGCCGAUGCCGCCACCGAAGGAGGAGGGGAAGGAGGAUGUCAAGGCCGCGAGUAAGGAGUAUAUCGACUGCAUGCGCCGCCUCCAAGCCAACCUCUCCUACCUCGCCACAACCGCCGAGCGCGCCCACAAACCCGCCGCCCAAGUGCCCCCCGGGCCCGCCAUCAUGGCCACCCCCUCCACACCGCCCGCGCUCUCGCAACUCUACACCAAGCUCCAAGUCCUCUUCCCCGGCUGGAAAGGCCAGCAACAGCCCAUGAAAGCCUCACCCGGACCGCAAAGACCAAAUAUGCAGCAGCAACAACAACAGCAACAACAGCAGACGCAGACGCAGCAGCAGUCACAAUAA
Molecule: messenger RNA, 513 nt
Organism: Mytilinidion resinicola
Lineage: Eukaryota; Fungi; Ascomycota; Dothideomycetes; Mytilinidiales; Mytilinidiaceae
Exons: 2
Coding region: 1-513 (170 amino acids)
Source: RefSeq, a predicted model, not a curated record